CAUGGCCGCUCGGCCGCGCCGCUCCGCUCCCCAACGCUCGGGCUCUGGAGGCUAGCGGGAGAGAGCUCUGCUCCCGGCAUGGCGACGACGGCCGAGCUGUUCGAGGAGCCUUUUGUGGCCGAUGAAUAUAUCGAACGUCUUGUAUGGCGAACUCCAGGAGGAGGCUCGAGAGGGGGCCCUGAAGCAUUUGAUCCUAAAAGAUUGUUAGAAGAAUUUGUAAAUCAUAUUCAAGAACUUCAGCUGAUGGAUGAAAAAAUUCAAAGGAAAGUAGAAAAACUAGAGCAACAGUGUCAGAAAGAAUCGAAGGAAUUUGCAAAGAAGGUUCAAGAACUCCAGAAAAGCAAUCAGGUUGCCUUCCAACAUUUCCAAGAACUUGACGAGCACAUCAGCUACGUGGCAACCAAGGUCUGUCACCUUGGAGACCAGUUGGAGGGGGUAAACACACCCAGACAACGGGCAGUAGAGGCUCAGAAAUUGAUGAAAUACUUUAAUGAGUUUCUAGAUGGAGAAUUAAAAUCUGAUGUUUUUACGAAUUCUGAAAAGAUAAAGGAGGCUGCAGACAUUAUUCAGAAGUUGCACCUAAUUGCGCAGGAGUUGCCAUUUGAUAGAUUUUCAGAAGUAAAAUCCAAAAUCGCAAGUAAAUACCAUGAUUUAGAAUGCCAAUUGAUUCUGGAAUUUACUAAUGCUCAAAGAAGAGGUGAAAUCUCCAGAAUGAGAGAAGUAGCCGCCGUUUUACUUCACUUUAAGGGUUAUUCCCAUUGUGUAGAUGUUUAUAUAAAGCAGUGCCAGGAGGGUGCUUACUUGAGAAAUGAUAUAUUUGAAGAUGCUGCAAUACUCUGUCAACGGGUGAACAAACAAGUUGGAGACAUCUUUAGCAAUCCAGAAACAGUGCUGGCGAAACUGAUUCAAAAUGUAUUUGAAUUCAAGCUACAGAGUUUUGUGAAAGAACAAUUAGAAGAAUCUAGGAAAUCUGAUGCAGAACAGUAUCUCAAAAAUCUUUAUGAUCUAUAUACAAGAACCACCAGUCUUUCCAGCAAGUUGAUGGAGUUUAACUUAGGUACUGAUAAACAGACCUUCUUGUCCAAGCUUAUCAAAUCCAUUUUCAUUUCCUAUUUGGAGAACUAUAUUGAAGUGGAGACUGGAUAUUUGAAAAGCAGAAGUGCUUUGAUUCUGCAGCGCUAUUACGAAUCAAAAAACCAUCAAAAGAGAUCGAUUGGCACAGGAGGUAUUCAAGAUUUGAAAGAGCGAAUCAGACAGCGGACCAACUUACCACUGGGGCCAAGUAUCGAUACUCACGGGGAAACCUUCCUAUCCCAAGAAGUGGUGGUUAAUCUUUUACAAGAAACCAAACAAGCUUUUGAAAGAUGUCAUAGGCUCUCUGAUCCUUCCGAUUUACCAAGGAAUGCCUUUAGAAUUUUUACCAUUCUUGUGGAAUUUUUAUGUAUUGAACAUAUUGAUUAUGCUUUGGAAACAGGUCUUGCUGGAAUUCCUUCUUCAGAUUCUAAGAAUGCAAAUCUAUAUUUUUUGGAUGUUGUGCAACAGGCCAAUACAAUUUUUCAUCUUUUUGACAAGCAGUUUAAUGAUCACCUCAUGCCACUAAUAAGCUCUUCUCCAAAAUUAUCUGAAUGCCUUCAGAAGAAAAAAGAAAUAAUUGAACAAAUGGAGAUGAAACUGGAUACUGGCAUUGAUAGAACUUUAAAUUGUAUGAUUGGACAGAUGAAGCAUAUCUUAGCUGCAGAACAAAAGAAAACGGACUUUAAGCCAGAAGAUGAAAACAGUGUUCUCAUUCAAUGCACUAAUGCCUGUGUUAAAGUCUGUUCUUGUGUAAGAAAGCAAGUGGAAAAGAUUAAAAAUUCCAUGGAUGGAAAGAAUGUGGACACCGUUCUGAUGGAACUUGGAGUUCGUUUUCAUCGACUUAUUUUUGAGCAUCUUCAACAAUAUUCCUACAGCUGUAUGGGUGGCAUGUUGGCCAUUUGCGAUGUCGCUGAAUAUAGGAGGUGUGCCAAAGACUUCAAGAUUCCACUGGUAUUACAACUUUUUGAUACUCUGCAUGCACUUUGCAAUCUUCUGGUAGUUGCCCCAGAUAAUUUGAAGCAAGUCUGUUCAGGAGAACAACUUGCCAACCUGGACAAGAACAUUCUUCACUCCUUUGUACAACUUCGUGCUGACUAUAGGUCCGCCCGCCUCGCUCGACAUUUCAGCUGAGGGUGAAUUUACCGGGAUCACGAGCCGUAUUACAGGCCUUGGAUGGCGGAAAGCACAGGAGAUUCCUUAGGACACGGCCAGCGUGUAUGGGGGUGGGAGGACUGUUUUGAAAAACAGCAGCCAUACUUGACGUCGAGUAUUUAUUUGACAUUUGGACACUACUAGCCAUAUUUUUGCUUUUUUUGCGCUUACGUUAAAUUUUAAUUCCACUCUGAACUUAAAAACUCCACGUUCUGUGAAAGUCCAUUUGACUGCAUCCUUCGGGAAAAUGGGGAAGUUGCCAGUGUUUCAAGUUCUUCCUCCAACAUGUUCCAUUGGGAAAUUUCACUACCCUGUUUUAUGCGUUAAUGCUAAGGUACAGCAAAAUUGUUUUCAUUAUUUAUCAAUUUAAAUAUCCUUUUCAGCACUGGCCAUUGCUAGUCAAGUUAUUUUAGAUUUUCCUGGAGGACAGUUGCCUUUUUUUCAGAAGAUUGUUUUAACAGUU
Molecule: messenger RNA, 2689 nt
Organism: Suncus etruscus (white-toothed pygmy shrew)
Lineage: Eukaryota; Metazoa; Chordata; Mammalia; Eulipotyphla; Soricidae
Gene: EXOC5
Product: exocyst complex component 5
Exons: 18
Coding region: 79-2205 (708 amino acids)
Biological process (GO): exocytosis; Golgi to plasma membrane transport
Cellular component (GO): exocyst; cytoplasm
Source: RefSeq, a predicted model, not a curated record